AUGAAGACAUUGGGUGUUUCGUGGAAUCCCAAGGAAGACUGUUUCACGUUCGUUGUAGCAGAGUGUUCCGGCAAAAAUGAUCAGCUGACAAAACGAUCGAUUCUUAGCCAGAUUGCUAGGAUUUUUGAUCCUUUAGGAUUCGUAGGACCUGCAAUCACCACAGCAAAGUUGAUUAUGCGGGAGCUCUGGAGCAUGAACUUGGAGUGGGACCAACCGGUUCCGCGUGAUUUGGCAAAACUGUGGACAGACUAUCGCAAUCAGCUAUACACUCUGAACAAUAUCAAAAUUGAACGGUGGAUUUAUGUCGACGGAGCUUGUGCAUACGAACUCUGCGGAUUUGCUGAUGCGUCAGAUACAGCAUACGGCGCUUGUCUGUACGCUCGAACUAUUCGAAGCGAUGGAACAGCAAACAUGACCAUAGUGUGCAGCAAAUCAAGGAUUCUCCCUAAAAAGAAAAACAAGCAAAAGGAGAUCACUACACCAAAGGCGGAACUAUUAGCAGCACAGUUGCUUUCCCAGCUGACAAUUAAGGUACUGACAGCUAUCGAUACUAAGUUUCAUUCAGUAACACUGUGGUCAGACUCGCAGAUAGUUCUCUGCUGGCUACAAAAAAAUCCUGAUACAUUGACUGUAUUCGUUGGAAACCGAGUCCGAUUUAUACAACAAUUGACUGCAGGUUACACUUGGGGAUACAUUCCAUCGAUUGAGAAUCCCGCAGAUCUUAUUUCUCGCGGUGUAUACCCCUCGGAACUAGAAGAACGACAACUUUGGUGGCAUGGACCUCCAAGGUUUCACAUUGCGCAGCCAGUCAACGAACAACCCCCACACUUUCCGGAAGAUGAAUUACCGGAGAUAAGAAGAGCAACGUUUGUUUCUGCUCCGCAAUCUGAGAGAUUGUUGAUAUUUGACAGAAUAAGUCGAUACUCAAUUGUACAACGAGCAAUGGCCUAUGUGAUUCGGUUCUGUGAUCACGUCAAAAGCGGUCGAAAGCACCUAACCAAAGGCCUACCAACAGCAUCAGAAAUGCAACGAGCAUCUACUUUGAUUACUCGUUUGGUACAAUUCGAAGUAUUUCAUAAAGAAAUACAAAUAUUGAAGGGUAUGAAAGAACACAGGCUAGAAUUUCAGAAUUUGAACCCAUUUAUUGACGCAAAAGACGGAGUGCUGCGAGUUGGUGGACGACUACGGCAUGCAACCAUACCAUAUGAACACCGACACCAAGCUUUACUACCGGAAAAACACCCAAUCACGGCUGCUUUGAUCCGUUAUUUUCAUCGAACAAACAUGCACCUGGGUCAACGAAGUUUGCUUGGAGUCGUUCGGCAGCAGUAUUGGCCACUUAAGGCAAAGAACGUUAUUCGCAAGGUGUUACACCACUGCAUACCGUGCUUCCGGAUGAGACCGAAGAAGGCAACCCAACUAAUGGGUGAUCUACCUGACUACAGGGUCCAACCUUCUCCAGUGUUUUCGCAUACUGGUCUAGACUUUGCAGGACCUUUCAACAUUCGAUCGAAUGCAAUUAGUAGACACCCUACAAUCACCAAGGGAUAUGUUUGCUUAUUUGUUUGCAUGUCAACACGUGCAAUACACCUUGAGGCUGUUUCAAAUCUUAGUUCAGAAUCAUUUAUGGCCGCACUUCAGCGAUUUAUCAGCCGUCGAGGUCUUGUGCAGAAAUUAUACUCGGAUAAUGCGACGAAUUUCGAGGGCGCCAACAAUCAAAUGUGUCGCCUGGUUGAAUUAUUUAACGACGAGCAACAUAUGCGGAAUAUCAGUGAAUAUUGUGCACCACGGGGAAUUGAAUGGUCAUUUAUUCCCCCAAGAAGUCCACAUUUUGGAGGGAUAUGGGAGGCGGGCGUUAAAUCAGUAAAGUCACAUCUCAAGCUCGUGCUUGCCGAACAUCGACUGACUUUUGAAGCAUUGUCCACCGUGCUAGCACAGGUGGAGGCCAUACUGAAUUCCCGUCCCCUUACACCUGCUUCGAAUGACCCUAAUGAUAUGAACGCUAUCACUCCAGCACACUUCCUAAUUGGUAGGGAGUUUCAAGCCAUCCCAGAGCCGUCCUACUCUAGCAUUCCCCAAGGCAGAUUGUCGCGCUUACAAUUUAUUCAGGACAUGAAGCAGAAGUUCUGGAAAAUUUGGAUGAACGAUUAUUUGCAUGAACUCCAAAAACGUCAGCGAGAUCUGAAGAUUACCAAAUUCAAGAUUGGAGCUAUGGUCGUCAUCAUUGAUGAACAACUUCCACCAUUGAAGUGGGCACUUGCCCGCAUAACUGAGCUUCAUCCUGGCCAGGAUGGACAUACGCGCGUGGUUAGCUUGCGAACUAAGAAUGGCACAACCAAAAGAGCCGUGAAGAAAGUCUGUUUGCUGCCACUAGAUGACGAGAAGGACAACGCAUUUGGAUAA
Armigeres subalbatus is the source of this 2403-nucleotide messenger RNA. RefSeq lists its product as uncharacterized. NCBI's taxonomy places the organism in Eukaryota, Metazoa, Arthropoda, Insecta, Diptera, Culicidae. Gene Ontology annotation, biological process: DNA integration. The record is from RefSeq and is a predicted model, not a curated record. The coding region runs from base 1 to 2403 and encodes 800 amino acids. Gene Ontology annotation, molecular function: nucleic acid binding. The transcript has a single exon.